UCCGGCACCGGGGCCGUGACCUUCGCCGCGGGAGGCUGAACGCGCCGUGGGGCCUGGAGCCUUCCCUCUGGUGAGCGGUGCUGGCCGGGCACCCCCUAUCCCCGGCGCUUUAGGGCCGCGCCCAAGGCGGUGAGGGCUUGCAGCCGGCUCGGCCCGUGGACAGCCACCGUUUGCGUUCAGGUUGGUAGCGAAGAUGUCGGCGCCAACGAUGGAGGAGAGGAAGGCCUGCUGGGGGGCCCGGGACGAGUUCUGGCAGUGCUUGGAUAGGCACGCGGACGAUGUAUCCAAGUGCGAGAAGCUGCGGCUGGCCUUCGAGUCACGGUGUCCGCAGCAGUGGGUUAAAUAUUUUGACAAAAGAAGAGACUUUUUGAAAUACAAAAGGAAGCUUGAAACAGAAGGGUAUCAUCCUCCAGAAGCUGCUGGAAAGUCUUAGGUACUUUGCUUUCAAAAUAAAUCUGGUGAGAAUAACAGAGAGGAAGAAACAUGAGAAAGCAACAGAAGGUGCCUGAGCUCAAGAACUGGUCACCUGACUGUCUCCCUGAAAUGCAGGCUGCUGUUCUUGUUGUAAGGUCUCAUGUCUCUACUGAAAAAGAUAAUCAUGGACAACUUUGUCAUGAGUGUAAGUCAAAGAUGAAAGACAUAUGCUGCAGGGCUGUUCACAAUCUAAGGUUUUGAAUG
This is a messenger RNA of Dryobates pubescens (Downy woodpecker), 678 nucleotides long. RefSeq names its product cytochrome c oxidase assembly factor 6 homolog. The record is from RefSeq and is a predicted model, not a curated record. NCBI's taxonomy places the organism in Eukaryota, Metazoa, Chordata, Aves, Piciformes, Picidae. The transcript has 2 exons. Gene Ontology annotation, biological process: respiratory chain complex IV assembly. The coding region runs from base 194 to 433 and encodes 79 amino acids. Gene Ontology annotation, cellular component: respiratory chain complex IV; mitochondrion.